Molecule: messenger RNA, 1227 nt
Organism: Rattus rattus (black rat)
Lineage: Eukaryota; Metazoa; Chordata; Mammalia; Rodentia; Muridae
Gene: C8H3orf86
Product: chromosome 8 C3orf86 homolog
Exons: 1
Coding region: 293-718 (141 amino acids)
Source: RefSeq, a predicted model, not a curated record
GCAGGAACCUCCAAGUAGAGGUCAUGGAGGAAUGUUGGUAUUCCAGAACCCUUCUAUCUCAAGAAAAUGAAUCUGGGCAUGGUGGUACAUACCUUUAAUUCCAGCACUUGGAAGGAAGAGGCAGGCGGAUUUGAGAGUUGGAGGCUAGUCUGGUCUACACAAUGAGCUCCAGGACAGCCAGGGAUGCACAGAGAGACCCUGUCUCGAAAAAAAGAAAAAUCGGAAAAGAUUAUCCAAAAGUUAAGGGCAGCUUUCACCUGUGCCGCCUGAUCCCGUUUUCUCCGUUUUAGAUAUGUCUAGGAGUCAGCUUGAACAGGAGAAGAAGUUCCUAGAUUCUUUUGUCUGGGUAAACGAGAUCACUGGAGAAACCACCUUUCCUCCAGGGGAGGGGACCACACCUGCAGCCUCUGGAGAGAAGCGUCCGGCAAGGUCGAGGUCUCCGCGAGGGAACAUACCCUGUUCGGUGGCUGCUCACAGACCCGCUUCCCCAGUGAACCCCGAGGCUGUGGGCAGAGGCCCCGGGACAGGAAGCUUGCUUCUACCCGACCUGGGCAUGCCCUGUGUCCUGUCCUCACCAGGGAGCGCUCUGCCGACGCAGGACCACCUGGGAGCGUCCCCUCCACUGGCCCGGGUGUUUCCAGCUAGCCCCUCUCCGCCCUGGGCCCUGUCCUGCAAGCUAAGGAACGUGCUGACAGGAAACAACCGGUUUUCCUUUUGAGCUAGGGAGUGCCAAGGGAGCGGUCGCCCAUCUACACUUGCAGUGCCCUCUGAAGGUCCCAUCAGCCGCACCCCCAGAAGAACAAGUUUACAGGAAUCGGCAAAACGCUUUCAGACCCAAUACAAACUUUUCUGAUUGCCUUCUACAGCUUCCUUUACCUCCUCAGCUGUCUUGACACUUUGAGGGUGAACUCAGCAGUUUUGGUGUUGGAGUCAAAUCAUCUGUGGGACAGAAGCAGGCCUUGGGUGGAAUGAGAACAGGCCAGGGAUCCACUCACUGGACAUAGAGCACAGCCAAGUGCUAACCUGUUUUUCAGGUUAGCACUCCACAAGCUUCAGGACUUUGCUUAGUGUCCCUAGUGUCUUCCGGCUCCUGCCUAGGACAGGCCCUCAUGUCAGAGUUCCUUGAAAGGUGGUCACCUCAGUCUUUCGCUAUUCUCACUGUGUAAACCAGGCCACCUGCCUCUGCUUCCCAGAGCUGGGAUUCCCACUUUUUACUGUUUUAAUUUA